UUGCGGGGGCGUAAGGUCACGUCGGCGUCUGUGAGUUUUCGUCUUUUUGAGUUUAAACCUGAGCGUCUCAGUCCACAGUCCUAUACGCCUGGAGUCUUGGGGUUGCUACGGACGUUAACAUUUCUGCACCCGUGCCUCUUACCUCCGGAUUGACGUCUCAGGACUCACCUUGCCUGAGAAAGAAGCCCUGAAGAGGAAGAAGGGGAAAGGACAAGGAGUCAGGAAUGACUCUUUCUCAGGCACUGUUGACAUUCAGGGAUGUGGCCAUAGAAUUCUCUCAGGAGGAGUGGGAAUGCCUGGACCCUGCUCAGAGGGCCUUGUACAGGGACGUGAUGUUGGAGAACUACAGGAACCUGGUCUCCCUGGAUAUGUCUACCAGAUGUGUGAUCAAAGAAUUAUCACCAAAAGAGGACAUUAAUCAUGGAGACUUACUUCAGACAUUGGUUUUUGAAAGACUUGUAAGUCACGAUUUUGAUGAUUCUGAUUUCAGUGAAGUCCAGCAAAAUAUGCACAAGUUUGCGAAUCAGUGGGAAUAUGAAGAAAAAAGUUACAAAGGAGUGACUACAACCCCUUGCAAAAAUCUCACUGGUAGUAGAGAUCAACAACAUCAUAAAUCCUGGAAUAAUUUUCCUUUAAAGCACAAUGUUUCUGUAAGAAGUAUGUCUCAAUAUUACAGAUAUUACAAGUCAUAUAUGAGGAAUAAGGAACUAAAAAGUAACGUAGGCUCUUCAGGAAACAAGUUUUUGAAAUGUUUGGAAAAUAGGCUUGGAUUAAGCCUUCAUUCACAUUUGGCUGAACUGCAGAUUUUUCAAACUGAGGAGAAAAUAUAUGAAUGUAAUCAAGUUGAGGAGUCUAUGAAAAACGGUUCCUCAGUUUCACCACUUCAAAUAAUUCCUCCUAGUGUCAAAACCAACAUUUGUAAUAAAAAUGGGAAGGUUUUAACGCAUCCUUCGUUGCUUACACAACACCAGAAAACACAUAUUAGAGAAAAGCCCUACAAAUGUAAUGACUGUGGGAAGGCUUUUAGCCAUUGCUCAGUCUUCGCUAAUCAUCAAAGAAUUCAUUCUGAACAGAGACCUUACAAAUGUAGUGAGUGUGGCAAAACCUUUAACAGAUUCUCAAACCUCACAAGGCAUCAGAGAAUUCAUACUGGGGAGAAACCAUAUAAAUGUAAUGUGUGUGGUAAGGACUUUAUGAUACGUUCACACCUUUGGGGUCACGAGCGAAUUCAUACUGGAGAGAAACCUUACAAAUGUAACGAGUGUGGUAAGGAUUUCACCACACGUUCACACCUUUGGGGCCAUGAGAGGAUCCAUACUGGAGAGAAACCAUACAAAUGUCAUGAGUGUGGCAAAGCUUUCACUGGGAGUUCAAACCUUACUCAACAUCAGAAAGUUCACACUGGAGAGAAACCAUAUAAAUGUCAUGUAUGUGGCAAGGCCUUCAGUCAGAAUUCAAGCCUUACAGUUCAUCAGAGAAUUCAUACUGGAGAGAAACCUUACAAGUGUCAUGAGUGUGGCAAAGCCUUUAAGCAGUACUCAAGUCUCAACAGACACCAGAAUAUACAUGGAGUGAAGAUACAGAUGUAA
Eubalaena glacialis (North Atlantic right whale) is the source of this 1589-nucleotide messenger RNA. Its product is annotated as zinc finger protein 677-like. NCBI's taxonomy places the organism in Eukaryota, Metazoa, Chordata, Mammalia, Artiodactyla, Balaenidae. Gene Ontology annotation, biological process: regulation of DNA-templated transcription. The coding region runs from base 225 to 1589 and encodes 454 amino acids. The record is from RefSeq and is a predicted model, not a curated record. The transcript is spliced from 4 exons.